GGGGUACCCUAAUGUCCGGCCGUUACUGAGUGGGCAGGGCCGGGGCCGAGGCACCCUGCCAGGCGCGGUGCAGACACCAGCUCACCGGCUGACAGGACGGGAGGAGCCGGAGCCGGAGCCGGAGCCGGAGCCUGUCCCGAGAAUGUAGAAGAUAGCAACAUGGACAAAAAACUCCAAUACGUUAAAAAAGAGCUGCUCCGAAGGGAAAUUCCUCCAGUCUUGUUGGUGCUGCUGCUUCUAGCUGUGCUGCUCCUGAAUUUCCUUCUGUACAUGCAUCUCAACAAUGUGUCCAUCACCACCGGGCAGCCUGACGUGGACUCCAGCCUCUGCCCAUUUGGGUACUUCAGAUUAGGAUCAUUGAAAAAUUGCUCGCCGUGGCUGUCUUGUGAAGCCAUAAAUACAGAAGUCAGGAAACUGAAGUGUGUUGGUGAAGGGGCUGUGAAAAAGGUCUUUCUUUCUGAAUGGAAGGAAAACAAAGUAUCCCUUUCCCAGCUCGCCAACUCAGAGCUGAAGGAAGAUUUUCUUCAUGGACUGAAGAUGCUGAAGGCUCUCCAGAGCAAGUAUGUUGUCAGACUGCUUGGCUAUUGCGAGAAGCAGUUCACGGUCCUUACCCAGUAUCACCCGUUAGGCUCCCUGAAGAGCCUGAAUGAAAUGCUGGACCUUCCCAGAUAUAAGGGCUUGAAUACUUGGCAUCGCAGAUUCAUGCUCGCAAUAGACUAUGUGAGCAUCAUCCAUUAUUUGCACAACAGUCCUUUGGGCACCUUAGUAAUGUGUGAUUCCAAUGACUUGGACAAGGUGUUAUCGCAGUAUCUGCUGACAAGUGACUUUCAUGUUCUGGUGAAUGACUUGGAUGCCUUGCCUCUCGUGAACAAGAGCGCUGGCAGGCUAGUGAAGUGUGGCCAUCGGGAGCUCCAAGGCGAGUUUGUAGCUCCUGAACAGCUUUGGCCCUAUGGGGAGGAGGUGCCAUUUGAAGAUGACCUCAUGCCUCCAUAUGACGAGAAGACGGACAUAUGGAAAAUCCCUGAUGUCGCCAAUUUUUUCUUGGGCCACGUUGAAGGGAGUGAUAUUGUCAGGUUCCAUUUGUUCGACAUCCAUGCUGCAUGUAAGAAGAAGAACCCAGCUGAAAGGCCUUCCGCCCAGAUGGUCAUGGACACAUACAGGAAAAUGUUAACAUUGCUGUUCAGAGAGGCUGCCAUGCCUGGUACCAGGGAAAUGUUAUAAAUAACUGUGAGAAGACAUACAGGUACUCUGGUUGAUGUCCUGUUAUUUAUUUAGCACCCACAGGGUGCUAGGUCCUUUGCAGACUGGUAGCAGAACAAGGUCCCUACCCAAAGAACAAAGGAGACAAAAUUGACACUAGUGAUGGUUUGAAAAAAGGUAAAUCUGUUUCAUGAAAAAAAUUGAAAUGUUUUGACCCAACCCCCCUAAUUUUGAGGGGUUUUAGUGGUUUUUUUGUAUCUCCCCCUCUCCCUUUUCCUUUUUUGCCACUGGAAGAGGAGGGGCAGGGAAGGAAGAUAAAGCGGGGGUGGUAUUUUUGGUUUUGAAAAAAAAAGUGUGUUUUUUGU
Messenger RNA from Chrysemys picta bellii (western painted turtle), 1565 nucleotides. It is a transcript of the gene POMK, whose product is annotated as protein O-mannose kinase. Gene Ontology annotation, molecular function: carbohydrate kinase activity; ATP binding; protein kinase activity. Gene Ontology annotation, biological process: protein phosphorylation; protein O-linked glycosylation; carbohydrate phosphorylation. NCBI's taxonomy places the organism in Eukaryota, Metazoa, Chordata, Testudines, Emydidae. The record is from RefSeq and is a predicted model, not a curated record. Gene Ontology annotation, cellular component: endoplasmic reticulum membrane.